CGCCCCCAAACAAAAAAGUGAAUCCUCCGCCGUCUGAUUUCUGAAUAAACACCUCGCUGCGGACUCGGGUAUUUGAGUCGAUGCUGCGGCGUGAUGUGAAUUUCGUGUGCGAAAGUCAAAGACUUAAGUUUGGGGCAAUCUGUUCAUUGUCCAGCGGUGAAGACGCUCUUUGAUGCGAAUGCGUUCCUCAAUUCGGGGUCUGGGCAAUGCGAAUAGAGUGUUUGAUGAAAUUCCUGACAGAAGGGUGGUGUGAUGAUAUACGGUUGCGUAGAAUUUCACGUGAUUGGGCUGUGUGAGGAUUUGUCGCUGCUUAAACUAGGAACGCAUGCAUUCUUUGAACUUGAAGAUGAACUAUAUUACAGCAUAAGCUUCACCUUUAAACCCCCAAAAUCUACUUGAAUACGCCCAAAUCGCCCUAAAUGCUUCGCCUUUCACAUGAAGAACCAUUGUCACAGCCACCGCCGCCGCUUCACCAAAAAUAUCCCCAGAAUGCACUCAAUCAACUCAGUUUUGAAUCAAACUACCGGAUCAUAUGCAAUCACUUCCUCGGAUUCACUCGCGGCAGGAAUCUCCUCAAAGGCCAAUCCCUUCACGCCUACGUCGUUAAAUCAGGGGUCCAUUUGAUACCUCUCGUUUGCCACCAUUUGAUCAACUUCUACUCCAAGCUCCAGCUCCCGUAUUGCUCGGAGCGAAUAUUUCACGAAACUCAAUUCAAAUCUUCCACCACUUGGAGUUCAAUCAUAUCAUGUUUCGCUCAAAAUGAGCUUCCCUUUCACGGAUUUGAGUAUUUCAAGCUGAUGCGUCGCAACGAUGGGAUGAUUCCUGAUGAUUAUAUUUUGCCGUGUGUGAUGAAAGCUUGUGGUAUGAGUAACGAUCAGUUCAUGGGGAAAUCCGUUCAUUGUCUCGCGGUGAAAACUGGGUUUGAUGCGGAUGUGUUUGUGGGGAGCUCUGUUGUUGAUAUGUAUGCAAAAUGUGGGAGUUUAGGUGAUGCGCGGAAGGUGUUCAGCGAAAUGCCUGUGAGAAAUGUGGUAUCCUGGAGUACGAUGAUAUACGGCUAUGCCCAAACAGGGGAGGACGGAGAGGCCUUGAGACUCUUCAAGGCUGCAUUAUGGGAAGGUUUGGAUGUUAACGACUUCACAUUCUCGAGUGUAAUUCGAGUUUGUGGGAAUUCGACUUUGUAUGAAUUAGGGAGACAAAUGCAUGCUUUAUGUUUGAAGAUGUAUUACUAUGAAACUAGCUUUGUUGGUAGUGCCUUGAUCUCUAUGUACUCAAAGAGUGGCGUGAUAGAGGAUGCCUCUCGAGUGUUCAACGAGGUUUCGGACAGAAAUCUGGGGAUGUGGAACGCGAUGAUGAUUGCUUGGGCGCAGCAUGCUCAUACAAGGAGGGUGUUUGAGUUGUUAGAGAAAAUGGUGAAUAAGGGAACAAAGCCAAAUUUCAUCACAUUUUUAUGUAUACUCUAUGCUUGCAGCCAUGCCGGCCUAGUGAAGGAAGGAAAAUAUUAUUUUGCAAAGAUGAAGGACUACGGAAUUGAGCCAGGAAGCCAGCAUUAUGCAUCAAUGGUGGACUUGCUUGGCCGAGCUGGGAAAUUGCAGGAGGCAUUGGAAUUAAUCGAGAAGAUGCCUGUGCAGGCGUCUGAGGCUGUUUGGGGAGCUUUCUUGACUGGAUGUCGGAUUCAUAGAAAUACAGAGCUGGCAAGCUCUGUGGCUGAUAGGGUCUUCGAGUUAGGGCAUGUGAGCCCGGGCCUACACAUGCUAGUAUCCAAUGCUUAUGCGGCUUCUGGAAGGUUCCAAGAGGCUGCAAGGGCGAGGAAGAUGCUCAGAGACCGCGGGCAGAAGAAGGAGCCGGGUUUGAGCUGGGUGGAGGAAGGGAACAGGGUUCACACAUUUGCCGCAGGGGAGAGGAGACACGAGCUUUCAUCGGAGAUAUAUAGGAAGCUGGAGGAGUUGGAGAAGGACAUGGAACAGGCUGGUUAUGUGAUGGAUACAACACAUGUGCUGAGAGAAGUUGGCGCAGAGGAGAAGAAUGAGAGCAUUAGGUAUCACAGCGAGAGAUUAGCCAUUGCCUUUGCGCUCGUCACCUUCCCACCCGAGAGGCCUAUUAGGGUUAUGAAGAACUUGCGUGUGUGUGGUGACUGCCAUGUAGCUAUAAAGUACAUAUCCAAGUGCAGCGGAAGGGUCAUAAUCGUAAGAGACAACAACCGGUUUCAUAGGUUUGAGAAUGGGGAGUGCUCUUGUGGCGAUUAUUGGUGAUUGAGUGGGCAAUGUCUUCCUCUUGUAGUGAAGGCGUUGAUGAGAGUUGGAGGAAAGGGUUGGUUGAGGAAAGAAAAUGUAGUGCAAGAUUUGAGAUACUGAAAAUGGCUUCAACUAUGAAAGUGGAGGAUUCAAUUUCUUCAAA
Molecule: messenger RNA, 2394 nt
Organism: Salvia hispanica
Lineage: Eukaryota; Viridiplantae; Streptophyta; Magnoliopsida; Lamiales; Lamiaceae
Gene: MEF1
Product: mitochondrial RNAediting factor 1
Biological process (GO): RNA modification
Molecular function (GO): protein binding; zinc ion binding; RNA binding
Source: RefSeq, a predicted model, not a curated record